CUGAUGGAACGCGCUGCGGCCUUGGAGAGGGAGCUGCAGCUCAGACACAUCAUCAUGUUGCGCGAGAGGAACAUCUACCUCGUGAGCAGCCGACAAAAACGAUGCGCAUGACAGAUGACGUCGUCGCGCCUUGCAUCUGUGUGUGCAGGACAAAUUGCGGAUGUUGGAGCGCUUUGGUGAGUCCAGGAAGUGGACCUCUGACGACCCCGUCAUGCGCCAGACGCUGGCGAAGCUCAAGACCAUUCUCUACGCCGAAUCCACAGACAUCGACAAAUGAGAUGGUGGGCACCACUCCAACACACGAAGAGGGAGCCUGCUUUUCAUGUGGGAUGCAUCAGGCUGACAAGAUUUCAAAAAGAUCUCAAGACCCGUGGCUGUGCAUGUUGUGGUUAUAGAGACG
This is a messenger RNA of Vitrella brassicaformis, 400 nucleotides long. The record is from the annotation of a GenBank genome assembly. Lineage: Eukaryota; Vitrellaceae.